AUGACAAGCACAGGUGGUAGCAGCAGCCACAGCAACAAUAACAAGAGCAGCAGCAGCAGCAGCAUGACGAGCAGCUGCAGCAGCAGCAACACGACCAGCAGAAGCAGCAAGAGCAGCAGCAGUAGCAGCAGCAGCAGCAUAGCGGCAGACCAAUCGCCACGUACAGCACAUCAAGAUUCCCUCGCGGCUGAGUUCAUGCUCAGCAGCAGCAGCAGCAGCAGCAGCAGCAGCAAAGGCAGCAGCAGCAAAGGGAUCCUCAAUUGCAGAAACUGCAGCUGA
Messenger RNA from Eimeria acervulina, 279 nucleotides. RefSeq lists its product as hypothetical. The transcript has a single exon. The coding region runs from base 1 to 279 and encodes 92 amino acids. The record is from RefSeq and is a predicted model, not a curated record. NCBI's taxonomy places the organism in Eukaryota, Apicomplexa, Conoidasida, Eucoccidiorida, Eimeriidae.